Molecule: messenger RNA, 1960 nt
Organism: Polypterus senegalus (gray bichir)
Lineage: Eukaryota; Metazoa; Chordata; Cladistia; Polypteriformes; Polypteridae
Gene: il10
Product: interleukin 10
Exons: 5
Coding region: 73-615 (180 amino acids)
Biological process (GO): immune response
Cellular component (GO): extracellular region
Molecular function (GO): cytokine activity
Source: RefSeq, a predicted model, not a curated record
GCAUGGAGAGACUAAGUUUUUGCUACCUCUUGAAUUUGAGAUCUGAAUUUACAGCUCAUCUCAGGAAAGAAGAUGCAUCUUGACAUGAUGAACCUGCUGUGCCUCUGCGCAAUGCUGUUCUCUCUAAGCUGUUUGGCAGACUGCAAGAUGAAUUGCAGAGAUGAAUGCUGCAUGAAUAACCUUCCUGCAAAAAUGAGAGACCUCAGAAUUGCACACUCAAAGUUCAGGAAACACUAUCAAAAACAUGAUGACCUCUUUGAAACUACUCUACUGGAUGACAGCUUACGCAAUAUGAUUAAGACACCAUAUGGUUGCCAUGUGAUGAAUGACAUGCUGACAUUUUAUUUGAAAGAUGUGUUGCCAAACGCGCUGACCAAAGUGAGCAAUGAGCUGAAAAGUUCAGUGGAGACUGUUGGAAGCAUCUUGCAUGACUUUCAUGUCACCUUUACAAAAUGUAAGAAACACUUCUCUUGCAGUAAAAGAAUGGUCAGCGUAAAGGAGAUAAAGGAGAAUUAUGAAAAUAUGAAGGAGACUGGUGUGUACAAAGCAAUGCAUGAGCUGAAUCUCUUCUUCUUUUACAUCGAAGAAUACCUCCAAAGCAAGAAAUCGAAUUGAGAAAUGGAUGGAAUGUUUUGUAGCUAGGUGCAUAUUUUUCAAUGGAAUUUGGGGGAGCUCUAUUUUUUAAGGUUGGCCAUUAGGCGUAUUUUAUCACAAUGUAUAGAACAGAUGAUCAAAAAUGACACAUUUUUACCUGUUAGUUUGUGUAGUUUUAGCCUUAAAAUGGGGUUAUUAAAGUAACACUAGUGUGAACAGAAUUUAAUGAGAACUGUACCUUCACUGAAAUAGUGUGACAAAUUAGACAAUAAUUAUUAAUUUAUUCUUAAUUAUUGUAAUUGAAAUUGCCCAUUUAAAUUAUUUUAGACUCCCCUCCCAAAUUUCAUAAGUUAUCAUUUCUGGGGAACUUGUACCUGAUUCAGGUGACACUCCCAUAUUUUGCACCAUGUACUGUAGCAUCUGUGGGUCCUUUCCACUGGGGUCCUCAGAUACAAAGCACUCUUCAUAUGAAGAUUAGUCUACCUCAGGCCACUGGCCAUAUUAUUUUUGUUUAAUGUUUGUAGGGGGUUAACACUACAUGAAAUUUAUUCAAAAAGUUGACAAUGUCAAAAUGCUUGUUUCACUGCUUGGUUCUAAUAGAACUUACUGUACUUUAUAAAAGACAGUACAGUGCCUUCAAAAAAUGGGGAUUGCAUCUUCAUUGGACUGUAUUAUUUAUCUUCUAAGGAUAUAAGUCUUAGAACUUUAGUCAGAGACGCAUUCAGAAUCUGAAAUGUUGUUUCACUUACAGUAUUACAUUUCCUUCAUAAAAAAAACUUAUUAAAUAAGUAAAACAGACACCAAGUGAUGGAUGUGUUAUGCACUGAACGUAAUUUAUUGUAGGUUUAUAGAAUGAACAGUAUUUGUCGUCUUUCUACAAGUGUCUUUCUAGUCAGUAUUGUACUCAUAAUCUGCUCAGAGCAAUCUUAGCAAUAUGGAAGGCACACAUACCAGACCGAAAUGAAUGUAUCUGUGGAUUUUAAAAUGAUAAAUUGUAUUUAUUUAUAUGAGUAUUUGUUGAUUAAGCAAUUCCUUCUCUGAGAGCUGCAGUCCAUUGACCAGGAAUAAACAUUCUGAAGCCUCCAUCACCGGACACCAAGGCCAAACUCACAGAUCUCAUUAAAGUCUUAUAAAAAGAUAGAAUCAGAAGAUUAUGUAAUUAAGAUGACUUUUGUGUUGAUGUGGGUGUUUCCUGUUUCCUUUACCACAUGUAUUCAGUUUCAUUUUUAAAAAAAAUUAAUUUGCAGUGAUUGAUUGGAAAGAAUUCACUGGUCUUGAAUGUGUCUGACAGCUUUGAAGCUAUCAUUGAGGAAAGAAAGAAACAAAGGUGUCUUCUCAAUGUGUGAGGAUAGGGGGUUGCUUUUUA